AUUUGAUUUGCUCCGCUUUUUGAUUUGGAUAUAUUGCUCGCUUGUUUGUUUAAGCACCAUUCGCAAUGUUCUCCUGGAUUCGGCUCCUCGGAGCCCUUCUUCUACUUGCCUCCGUGGCUCACGCCCAGUUCCAGUUCUUUGAGCAUAUGUUUGGAGGCGGCGGCGGCGGUGGUGGUCACCAGGGUCGUCAGCAGGCGGCGCAGAAUGUUCCAAGUGAUAGCUCGCGGUAUCAGAGUCAAUGGGAUUCGGCCCAUUGCGAUAAAUACCUCUGCCCUGGCACGCUCGCAUGCGUCCAUUUCCCGCAUCAUUGCCCGUGUCCGCAUCCCGAUGUCGAAGAAAAGGUUGAGCUUGGAGAAGGAAGUGCCGUAUGUGUGUCAAAGGGAGGAUACAAGGAGGGUGAGGCGGCGCGGAAGAUUGAGCUGGCGCGCAAGGGUCUUUUGUGAUUGAGUUGUCUGAAAGUGGUUAUAUGUCGCUUUUCAGCUGAAUUGGGGGUUAUUGGUGUUGGUGUUUGCGCAUAUUGGUUCUGAAUAUGUCUUAUGGAUUCCACUGCUCAGGAUGUCACUUCUGAGGCCUGCGCGUUGAUCUGCGUCCUGGCUGAGUGACUCUUGCAGCAUUAUCGCUAUGUUACUGUCGAAAGGCUCUUGGAUUGUUGCAUAGACAGCUGCUUGGGAUAUCACCUUUUCCUCGGACCGUUGAUCAGAGACACCAAACCGCACCUAAUACGUACAUUUUAGGCGUCUGUGCUUACUUUACGGCGUCAUUUAUUAACAACCAA
Molecule: messenger RNA, 775 nt
Organism: Aspergillus welwitschiae
Lineage: Eukaryota; Fungi; Ascomycota; Eurotiomycetes; Eurotiales; Aspergillaceae
Gene: lcl2
Product: protein lcl2
Exons: 2
Coding region: 66-443 (125 amino acids)
Source: RefSeq, a predicted model, not a curated record